CAGAUUUAUUCGAUUCGUCGUCCCACUAUUUAAGGAGUCGGGUGGCGGUCGGCAAGCCUGCCGUGCUCAGAGUCGCCCCAGAAGAGGAGGUUAGGGUUUGGAAGGUGAUGGCGGGUUGCGGCUCCAUUUCGUAAUCUUCGUGUGUCGACCGGAUGAACAAGGCUAACCCGAUCGGCGAGAAUUUCCGUUAUUAAAUUUUUAGUACCAUGGUGAGGGCUGGAGGCAUCAACAUGGGUGAGGAGCUGGCAGAACAUGUAGAUAUUGAAGGUGACAAUGAAGUUGAAGACAUUGAUGAUGAUGAGGUUGAGGCUGAAGAAUUUGGUCCCGUGGAGCCUUUAGAUGAAAUCAAUGAAACAGAAGCUUACAGUGAAGCAGACAUCAGAGAGGCUAAUGAGGGCACUGAUGUAAGCUCUAGCCCGAGAAAAGAAUUGGAGAUUAAGGAAGAUGAGAUAAAGAGGCAGAAGCAUGCUGAGCUCUUGGCACUCCCACCUCAUGGUUGUGAAGUGUUUAUUGGGGGGUUGCCCCGAGAUUUUACAGAAGCUCAGCUGGGGGAACAUUGUGAACGUAUUGGUGAAGUUGUUGAGAUCAGGAUGGUCAAAGAUAAGGCAUCUGGGGAUCACAAAGGUUAUGCAUUUGUCACUUUCCGAACAAGAGACUUAGCUCAAAAGGCUAUUGAAGAGUUUCAUGAGAAAGAACUUGUGAAGGGAAGGAAGUUAAGGUGUUCCAUAUCACAAACUAAAUACAAGCUUUUUAUUGGUAAUAUUCCAAAGAGUUGGACAGAGGAAGAUCUGGGACAAGUUGUUGAGGGGCAUGGCCCUGGGGUUGAAAAUAUUGAACUGUUAAAGGACCCGCUGAACUCAAACCGUAAUCGUGGGUUUGCAUUUGUUGAAUAUUAUAAUCAUGUGUGUGCUGAUUAUGCUAGAGAAAAUAUGUCAUCUUCAAAUUUCAAACUAGAUGGCAAUACUCCAACUGUAAGUUGGGCAGACUCUAGGAAUGCAACUGACUCUGCUGCUGCUGCUCAGGUGAAAACUGUUUAUGUUAAAAACUUGCCAGAUGGUAUCACCCAAGAAAAGCUGAAAGAACUAUUUGAGCAUCAUGGUGAGAUCACUAGAGUUGUCCUGCCACCAGCUAAGCCUGGUCAGACAAAGAGGGACCAUGCAUUUAUACAUUUUGCAGAAAGAUCGAGUGCAUUGAAAGCAGUGAAUGAGACAGAAAAAUAUGAGUUUGAAGGCCAAAUUUUUGAGGCUUCUCUGGCCAAACCUCAAAAUGACAGAAAAUCUGAUACAGCUUCAUUUCCUCCUGGUGGCUAUCUCCCCCACUAUCCUUCGCAUGGUGGUUAUGGUUUCAUUGGUGAUCCAUAUGGUGCUUUUGGUUCUGGGUUUGGUUCAGGAGGAUAUGGACAGCCUCUCAUAUAUGGUAGAGGCCCUACCCCAUCAGGAAUGGCGAUGGUCCCAAUGGUGCUUCCAGAUGGUCGUCUUGGAUAUGUAUUACAACCACCUGGUGCAUCAAUUGGUCCACCUCCUGUUAAACGUAACAGCAGGAACAAUCGCUCAGAUGAGCGGCAUGGCAGUGGAAGUGAUAGCAGUCGCAGCCACAGGUAAAUCUCUGCAUGGGAUGGGCCUCGUCCUUUAUUGCCAAAAAGCUAUGUAUUUUAAGAUAAGAGUGAGUCUCCGGACAAGAAACUAACCAUCAUCUGGAAGCCAAGGAACCACCAUGGUGGAACGGUAACUUGGACUUAACCUUCGGUGAUGAGUUUCCAAUCAUCGCAUGGAUGUUUUCACUGUCUGCGUCCGUGGGUUCAGGUGCUUGCUUGGAAUCAUCAGGCUGUCAAGGAACAACAUGAUCUCUUGCUAUGCUCGUCUUCAACCGUCAAAUGUCAAGUAUGUCAUCAUCAUGCUUGUCCAUGUUCCUCUAACAUAACUGCAGUUAAAAAAGAAGAUGGGUUUCCAAUUCUGUGGUAGCAUUUCCUAGGUUGCAACGUAGGGCUAAACUGAAUCCAAGGUGUUGCAUGCGCCCCUAAAUGCAUAACUGGCCUUGGAAGGCUAUGUAUAAAGUGCAAACAACCAUGAGCGUGCGUGCACUCAUCCACAGGUGGUCCCUUCAAUCUUGAGGUCUGUUAGACAUUUUCACAGCAUUCCACACGGAGCUAGAUUGUCCUCCAAGUAUGGAAGAUUGCUUUCCAAAAAGAGGAGAUCGUCCUUCUCUCUGAAAUGUUCUCUUGGUUGGAGCUUUCCAGCAUCUUGACGUGGCCAUGACUUCAACGUACCAGGGGUGGCCCAAGCAAAGACAGUAGCGGUUAAUUUGUAUUUGACCUGAAAAGAGGAGAUCAUGUUGGAUUGUAAGAUUUUGUUAAUCGGUCAGCGAGAUAUGUUUUAGGAAACUUGCAGAAUCCGACCUACGCUCAACCCCAAGUUUUCAUUAAAUUUUGCAGUUCUCAAUGUGAAAAAACGCACUUAAAUAUUGGACCCUGUUAUCG
Nymphaea colorata (pocket water lily) is the source of this 2476-nucleotide messenger RNA. Its product is annotated as heterogeneous nuclear ribonucleoprotein Q-like. The transcript has 10 exons. Lineage: Eukaryota; Viridiplantae; Streptophyta; Magnoliopsida; Nymphaeales; Nymphaeaceae. Bases 207 to 1601 code for a protein of 464 amino acids. The record is from RefSeq and is a predicted model, not a curated record. Gene Ontology annotation, cellular component: nucleus. Gene Ontology annotation, molecular function: UDP-glycosyltransferase activity; mRNA binding.